Naegleria gruberi is the source of this 1065-nucleotide messenger RNA. Its product is annotated as rho family GTPase. Gene Ontology annotation, molecular function: GTPase activity; GTP binding. Lineage: Eukaryota; Heterolobosea; Eutetramitea; Acrasida; Naegleriidae. The transcript is spliced from 3 exons. The record is from RefSeq and is a predicted model, not a curated record. The coding region runs from base 1 to 1065 and encodes 354 amino acids. Gene Ontology annotation, biological process: small GTPase-mediated signal transduction.
AUGCAAUCACUCAAUGAGGAUGAGUUUGGAGUGAUUUUCAGUUUUUUGGAUUGCAUUUUUGUACAUGAGACUUUUAGUUUGGUUUCUCGAUCGUUUAAUUCUUUAUUAAUUCGGGAUGAAUAUCAAAAGGAAUAUGUGAGAAAGAAAAUUCAGAGACUCACAUCGGAAGAUACUAAAAAACAUGAUCCUACAAAUUCUGCUCCAAAAUCUUACAAUAGAUAUAGAAUGGAUAAAUUAUAUGACCCAUAUUUACAUUUGGAAAACAAUUUUAGAAAGACAUUCUUGGAAUUAAAGGAAAAAGUAGAAAAGGAAAUUGAGGAAAGUGUAGAAGAACGAAGAAAAGUUGCCAAAAUACGUUCCAGUAAAGAGGAACUCUAUCAGCAUUUUGAGGAAAUUAAAUCAACUAUUCAGGAGAAACAUUUGGAACCUUUGAAAGGUGUGGAUUUGACUAAGGAAUCUUGCACAGAAGGACAAAAGUCAAAUCAUAAAAAGAUUAUAUUUAAUGGUGAUGGAUCAGUUGGAAAAACAUGGUUAAUUCACUAUUUGGAUUUUGGUGAUGCACCUACAUAUUACAACCUUCCAUUUGAUACUUCUACCAUUUCAUACCAUUAUAAUAACAUUGAGAUUUCUAAAUUUUAUUUGUGGGAUACGGCAGGUCAGGAAGAACUAAGACCGCUGAGUUAUCCUGAAACUGAUUUAUUUUGUGCUUGCUUUAGUACAGUUUCUACUAAUAGUUUUGAGAAUAUUCAACACAAAUGGAUACCAGAAAUUAGGCAUUACAACCCAGACAUUCCAAUUAUUUUAAUAGGAUGUAAGGUUGAUUUGAGGAAAAGUUUAAAAGUUCUCCAAGAGUUGAAGUUUCAACACUUUACAACACCAAUUAGUUUCAGUGAAGGAGAAUUGAUGGCUCGUUCUACAGGUUGUUGUACCUAUGUUGAAAGUUCAGCAAUAACUGGAGAGGGAAACACAAAAGAGUUGGCAGAGAUUUUUGCCAAAACGCUUAUUUAUUACAAUCAAAGAGAAUUAUUCCCAAAGAAGAAGAAAAAGAAUUGUCAACUAAUGUAA